AAUUGUUACUCAGGGACACAGAAUUGUUACUCAGGGACACAGAAUUGUUACUCAGGGACACAGAAUUGUUACUUAGGGACAGACACAGAAUUGUUACUGAGGGAGUGGCACAGAAUUGUUACUGAGGGCCACAGAAUUGUUACUCAGGGACACAGAAUUGUUACUCAGGGACACAGAAUUGUUACUCAGGGACAGACACAGAAUUGUUACUCAGGGACACAGAAUUGUUACUGAGGGCCACAGAACCGUUACUUAGGGCCACAGAAACGUUACUCAGGGACAGACACAGAAUUGUUACUCAGGGACAGACACAGAAUUGUUACUGAGGGACACAGAAUUGUUACUGCGGGGCCACAGAAACGUUGUUACUUAGGGCCACAGAAACGUUAUUAGGGCCACAGAAUUGUUACUCAGGGACACACAGAAUUGUUACUCAGGGACACAGAAUUGUUACUCAGGGACCACAGA
This is a messenger RNA of Staurois parvus, 468 nucleotides long. The record is from the annotation of a GenBank genome assembly. Lineage: Eukaryota; Metazoa; Chordata; Amphibia; Anura; Ranidae.